This is a messenger RNA of Scomber scombrus (Atlantic mackerel), 4611 nucleotides long. It is a transcript of the gene prr14, whose product is annotated as proline rich 14. NCBI's taxonomy places the organism in Eukaryota, Metazoa, Chordata, Actinopteri, Scombriformes, Scombridae. The coding region runs from base 134 to 4030 and encodes 1298 amino acids. The record is from RefSeq and is a predicted model, not a curated record. The transcript has 11 exons.
GGGCGCCGUCCGUCCGUCCGGCGUGUCUUGUUUAUUACGGUGAGGUCGGAAUACAAACCCCCCCCCCCCCACAGCCGGGCUAUACGCUUCUGAGUAAACCCCGUCCUCAAGAAAAAAAAAAAUAGUUUGCCCAAUGGAUGAAGAUGCUAUCCCCCCAAACCCUUUCUAUAGUGCACCCCCCCACAGUGAACCUCCACCACCUCUCCUCUCCCUUUCCUCCAUCACUCCCAGCUGUGUGAAUGAUGGAAUAUCUGACGGCGGCAGCAGAAAAAGAAAUCGUGUUCAAGGGAUCAGAGCUGAGACUUCUAAAAAGAAGAGCGACACGGACAGCAGCGCAGCUCAGAAACCAACCAGACAGGAUCCAUCCCCCACAAAGAGACAGAGGGAGAGUGGGAACAGCAUGGUGCAAGUGCCACAGCCCAAGCAGCCACGAGUUGAAAGCGCAAACUCACAUGAAAAACAGGAUGGAUUUGAUAUUGGUGCAGCAGAAGAGUGCCAAAAUAUGCAAAACGAUCAGAAAACCCCGAGAAAGAACCCGAUCAUAGUCGAGCAGUUAGCUGACAAUACAGCGCUGAAUCUCGGUGCUACUAAAUCUGACAUAGACACAAGCGACGGACUGACUGAACAGACUGUUGAAAAUGCAUCUGCUGCCAAAGGUUGGGUGAUCGGCCCGUUGUUUCAGUCGUUCAAAUCGAAGAUGGCCAGCUUCACAGAGAUAGUUUUGACUCCAGUUAAGCUCUUCAGGGCUAAUAGUCCUCCACCGUCCAUGGACCAUCAACACAAACUGGAUGACUUUGUUGAGCCACAGGCAGACAUGCAGUCUGAAGGUGAAAGCUCAAAGCCAAGUGACACUUUUGUUCCAGAAGGACAAAAUGAAAAUGGAAAUCUGGACCAUAAAGUAAAUCCGGAGAGUUCUUUAUCUCAAACAAGGCUCUGCGAUGGAGAAGGUGAACAAAAAAACAAGACUGUUGCUCCUUUACAUUCUAGGAAAUUAGCGUUUGGUGAUGAAUGUGCAAUAACUGAGAAUGAGACAAACUGUGUGCCUUUGCAACACAGUCCCUUACCCUGCCUUGUAUCUGAGCAGGUGUCAGAACCUGUUGGGUCCGUUAUUAGGUCCUCUUUCCUGUUACAGCCUUCCGUCGAUGCAAGUGCCUCACAUGAAUCCCAGUUGGAAAGUGUUGUGGAGGAACAGAAAAGCACACUGCCUGCCCGGGUUAAACCACUGCCUAGAAGACGCGCUGGAAACAGAUCUGAGUUUAAGAAAGUUGCCUCUAAGACUCUUAUACUCGAAGUCACAAAGGAAGAGUCGGAGACUGGGGGGGAGCAUCUAUUGCACAUUAAUUCAGACAAAGCUGAUUCCGGUGAUAUCGAUAAGACGUUGUCGUUACGUUCCUCGGUCUGUUACGCUCAGCCAGACACAGACUGGCUUCACCACGACUCUGAGAAAAUAGAGAGCGGCCGUUUAGUUCGACAAAGCCUCCGACAAAACCGCCAGAGUAACUUAAAUAAUUAUGCUAAUGAAGGCACGCUAACAAAUCCCACUUUGGACACGCAACACCUCAACAACCUCGAAUGUCAGCGUAGCACUGAAAGUUACUCCGAUGCAGGUCUAGGGGGAACGAAGAGAACGGUGAAAGUGGACUGUCAAUACCAAGACAUGACGAAGAGGAAAAGGUUGACAGAGGACGUAAAAAAUCGAGAGUUAUUAAACGUGGCUUCAGACGCUGGCGAGGAGGAAACGCUGAAACCCGUAAGGAAAAGACAGGCAGCUACAACAAGAGGAAAUAGGAAAGGUAAAAAUGGGCAAGAAACACUUGGUGCAUUAAAUGAAAAAGUAUUACUCAUGCAGACUGAAUGUGCCUCUGAUGCUGCAUCUGUGUGCUCGCUGGUUAAAAGCAAUGAGAGAAAUCAGAAAGGCGGCAGCAGCAGCAAGGCUAAACCAAUUGCUUCAUGCAAAAGACCGAAGACAAAAACUGGUCUUGGUAAACCUGACGUAGACCUCGAUGACAGAAUGGAUGUGGAAACCGCAGCGGGUGUCGCUUCUACAAAACAAGCCGAGCGGAAGCAGCUAUCAGAAGUUGACGACCGUCUUUCGGAUCUAAAACCACUCGAGAAAUUAAACAAGUGCAGGAGUAUAAACAAGAAGCCACGGAAACAGAAAUCACCGAACCAAGCAGCUACGACGACUUCAGACAGCACUACCUCAUCAGAACUGCCAGUGGAGCCGCUAGAGGUCACGCUUGCAGAUGUUAACGCCUCCCGGGACAUCGAAAGAGACGAGACCUGGAAAACAGGGUCAAACCAGCCCACAAAGAGACUCCGAACAGAUCGGAGAAGUCCGGCUGAAUUUUCUAGGGCACGUGGGGCUGAAAAGGCGACGCAAUGUAGCGAUAGCCUUCACGUGCUAACCAAAGAGAGCCAGCCUAAAGAUGACAAUGUUAAAUUCUCUACAGAUCCCGUUUAUUUUGAAAUGACGCCUUUUGAAAGUAAUCAACCUGUUCUUUCACCCUCCGAAAGUUAUUUAAACUGUUCUGUGAAAUUAGAAAAAUCACAGAAAGUCGAGGAUGGAAAAGAAACGAGUCCUGAACCCUCUAGUGUCUCUAGGUUAAGGCCCAGUGCGAGAAGGGUGAACAGUAAGCCGAGGAGAGUGGAUAACCAAAGGAGGAAAUGCAGGGUUUUAUAUAGCAGGACACAUGUAAGCGAAGAGGCGACAAACUCGGUCACCAUGGAGGACGCGGACCUCUCUACGUCAGGUCUGCGACCAUACGAAAAAACCAACAGCAGCUUUUCUAGGCGUUUGUUACGCAGCCACUCCUGCCCCGAAAUCCCCUCGCUCCGUUCCCAUGACACGCCAUGGAUUUCCCAUCUUCACUCGCCGCAGCACAGCAAGGCUCACACAUCGCACCAUCACCACCACAAUCAUCAUCAUCAUCAUCAUAACCACAACACCCACCACCAUCAGUCCAGCACCCACACUCCUUUUGUCCCUCAUACCCACAAAUCUCUGCAGCGGGCUCGUCGGCACACAGUCUGCAGCGUGGAGGUGGAGCGGGAGAUUGCCCCUCUCUGCCUUCGUAAGGAAGUGUACCCGUCCAGGAGAUCCGCCCCGUACGACGGCAUCUCCCAACACCUCUCUCCCUGCAUCGCACUUUCUCCCAGCACUUCAUUCGCAGCUCUUGCUUCCUGUUUCCUUUCGAGCCCCCUGGCGUUCCUCUCCAAGAAAAUCGAUAACAGAGGAGCCGCAGCGAGCCCCGGCACUUCCACUCAUACUAUUUCCUCUCCCGCUGCCUCCGCCUCCUCCUCCUCUUCUUCUUCUUUGACGUCUCCGCUGAGCUCCUCCACGUGGCACCAUCCAGGAUUCUUCCAAAGAGGCGACUCCUCUGAUGCCGCCCUGGAAUCGAGUAGCAGCAGGAGUCCGCUGGAGUGUAAGAUGGAGAGACGACAACAGAUCGAGGAGGAGGAUGACGGCGAGGACACAAGCUCGUCCAGUCAGGAGUUUGAAGAUGUUGGGAUGAGAGAAGAAAAAGCUCUGUCCGAUUCUGAAAUCAAGGUGGUGCAGAAGCACGAAGAACGAGGAAAAGUGUCGUCCAUCAGAAUUCGGAAAACUUUACCCAAACCUCAGAACAACCUGACGCCAAUGGGCCUCCCCAAACCCAUCAGGCUGAAAAAGAAGGAGUUCAGUUUGGAGGAAAUUUACACCAAUAAAAAUUUCAGCAAACCCCCCGAAAGCCGUCUGGAGACGAUAUUCGAGGUGCCGCUCAGUCGCCGCAACGGCUCCGAGUCGUGGUUCAGCCAGAGGCGCAUCAAACGAUUUCUGGAGUUCCUCGAAGUCGGCGAGGUCAGAAAACCAAAGAAGCCGCUCGUUGGCGUUGGAAAAACGGGGCUGUCGUUGGCGCCGACGUCCAGGACGAGACGAGGAGGUUUCUCGAAAGACGAGCGGUCCCUCAUCGCGCAGGACGUGGACUCGCUUCUCUGUGCCAAACUCGAUCAGCUGAAUUUGUGGUUGAUUCACGAUCAGAAAGACAGUUGACAUUUGCCUCUCUCUCAUGUGGCGAUUAUAAGGCAGCCAUUAAAAAGAAAAAGAAAGAAAGAAAGAAAAAGACUGCAAGAAAUCAUGCUGUCCGUCUGUCUGUAUGACUUUCUUUUUUUUCUUUUUCUAAUGUAUUUCCAACAUGAAGAUUCACACGUUUGAGUUUUCCAGCUCUUUAUUCGGUCAGCACAAUCAAUAUAUUUAAAUGUUGUGGUGACAAAUUAUUAUUGUUGUUAUUAUUAUUGAAGAAUUAUACUUUUUACUCUGUAGCAUUUGUAGCCUGCAAGUUGAAGAACAAUGCAACAUUAAUCCAUAAAACAUAAAUGUAAAGUUGAUUAUAAAAAACAAACAAACACACAAACAUGAUGGUAAGUCAUGUCAAGUUUUUUUUUUUUUGAUUCACUAUCAAACCUCAAACCUCUGCCGUCCAUUUUCUCCUCCUCCCUCCUUCCCUCACUUGGACAUUUUCAAUCUGCAAUAGCUGAAACAAUCUUGAAACAAGUUGACAUUCAUUUAGCUAAUGGUACAGGGUCAUAACAUCAUUUUUUUGGUAUAUUCUCUGUUUCUCUUCUCUCUCAAAA